CCCAACUUCACUUCAGAACUGUGAAGUACCGCUUUUUGGCACAGACAACGCAAAGCUUGGGAGAGGGUUUUAGCUGCAGGAGUUUGUAAGGAACAAGAAAGUUGAUGUUUUUCUUCGGUAAACAAAGCCGCUGACGUCAUUUCUACGGGUUGCGAUUGUGUCAGGUGUUAGCGCAUCAAGGUUCACAACAGUUGAGAGGCUCAUCUUUAUCUGUGAUCUUGUCAACCGUAAGACUUUGGCGAAAGAAUCCGUUGGCACAGAGGCAUUCGCUUUAUGAGGGGUGCUAUUUUUAAAGUGGCUUUAAAUCUUAACCAGCAACUUUGACAAGGUCUUUUUAAAGAGUCAUUUUCAUUCAUGAAUUAAAAUCUACUAAACGGUUAGUGUGGAAACCAGUAAAACAUCUGCAAUGAGUUUAGAAGAUCCUAACUCGGAACUGACGAUGGAGAGCAGGAACAGCCUCAACGGAAGCAGAGACAGGCUUGGACUGAGCUUCACUAUUGACUACCUUCUGUUCAAUAGCGGAGUCAAAGGUUCGAAAGGAGAAGUGACGGCAAGUAGCGUGGCAGAGCAGACGGAGAACAAUAUGCUAAAUGAUCAGAAUCCUGAACUUAGAGAGGUGGACAUUCGCCAUGAUGUACAGGGGAUGCGUCCACAGGAGCUGGACAGUGGGAGAAGUAAAACCAGUGAAGAGGAGUGGAACAAAGAACAACAUGAGGAGGGAGAGGAGGAAGUGACCACCACCACAACGCCUACAAACUGUAGUUCUGAGAAACCUUCAGACAAACCAAACCAGUCGUACAUCGCGCUCAUCUCAAAGGCAAUCCUGGCGUCUGAGGAAAAGAAGCUGCUGUUGUGUGACAUCUACCAGUGGAUCAUGGACCAUUACCCUUACUUCAAGAGUAAGGAUAAAAACUGGAGAAACAGCGUGCGCCACAACCUGUCCCUCAACGACUGCUUCAUCAAAGCAGGUCGAAGUGACAAUGGCAAAGGCCACUUCUGGGCGAUCCACCCUGCAAACUACCCAGAUUUUUCAAAAGGGGACUACCACUGCCGUAGGGCGCGGAGGAGGGUGCGGAGGGUGGCGGGACAGAUUCGUCUUUCCUCCCUGACCUCUCCUUACCACCCUGCCACCGCUCUUGCCCUCCCUCACAGAAUGACCUGUUGGUGGUGCCCUCAGGUCCCAACACAUUCUCUGUCCUGUUUGGCACCCAGGUUCUACUGGCCAUGGUCCAGCAUGCAGCCACAAGUGGGGCUCCAUCUGGGCCUCAAUCCCUCUGUACCCUGAAAGGGUUUAAGUCCUACCAUGUUUGCAAUUUGGUCGGAGUCUUCCUAAAAUGUGGUAAGAGGGAAAACUCUAGAAUAUAAUUUGAUGUUAUUCAUAUCAUUAGAAGAUUCAGGUAUAUAUUAUAUCCUUAAUUUUGAAAAAAUUGGUGAAUACAUAGAAACUUCCACUAUUUCAAAGCUCCUGCAUUUCACUAACAUGUAUUCGGGUAUUAGAAAAUUUUGUCAUAACCUUAU
This is a messenger RNA of Girardinichthys multiradiatus, 1518 nucleotides long. RefSeq names its product forkhead box Q2 (gene foxq2). Lineage: Eukaryota; Metazoa; Chordata; Actinopteri; Cyprinodontiformes; Goodeidae. Bases 407 to 1285 code for a protein of 292 amino acids. Gene Ontology annotation, biological process: cell differentiation; regulation of transcription by RNA polymerase II; anatomical structure morphogenesis. The record is from RefSeq and is a predicted model, not a curated record. Gene Ontology annotation, molecular function: DNA-binding transcription factor activity, RNA polymerase II-specific; RNA polymerase II cis-regulatory region sequence-specific DNA binding. The transcript has 2 exons.